Molecule: messenger RNA, 1189 nt
Organism: Nothobranchius furzeri (turquoise killifish)
Lineage: Eukaryota; Metazoa; Chordata; Actinopteri; Cyprinodontiformes; Nothobranchiidae
Gene: lrrc18a
Product: leucine rich repeat containing 18a
Molecular function (GO): protein binding
Source: RefSeq, a predicted model, not a curated record
AGUUUAAAGAGUUGAAAUCUACUGGUGUUUCUUAAAAACCGACGACAGGUGAAUCAAGCUUAUAAAAUACGUACAAUGCCCAAAGGAAAAGGGACGAAGGUGACCCUAAGUUCAGCCAAAAAGGCAAUACAGCUGACCCUGUUUGGAAGGCGUAGACUCACCCUGAGUAACAUGGGAUUAACCACCUUCCCAACGUGCCUCUUGGAGUUGUCUAACCUGGAUGAGUUGGAUUUGAGCCGCAACAAGAUAAUGGAACUUCCUGAUAACAUUGGAAACUUGUCUUCCCUCAAAUGGUUGGAUCUGCAUAGCAACAAGCUGGAGUCGGUACCCGAGUCCAUCGGCAAUGUGGCAGGACUGACCCACCUCAACCUGGCGAACAACUGCCUAACAUCUGCAGGUUUACCCUCCUCUCUGGGUUUCCUCUCCAACCUGGAGAGCCUCAAUCUAGGAUUGAACCAGCUAGAUUCCCUUCCCCCCACCCUGGAGUUCCUGGACAACCUCAAAGAGUUAGGCCUAUUUGAUAACUCCCUUGUCCAGCUGCCUGAGUUUGUGAAAGGCCUACGCAGCCUCACCAAGUUGAAUGUGAGCCGUAAUCCUCUGACAUGUGUCGAGGAGACAUGUGAAGGGCAGGAAGCUAAGGGUUCAGAAUCAACAGAAGAUGUGUACUUGGUCCAUGAAAGCAGCUUGUGUGAGGGAUGCCUUCAGAAAGUUCUAGGGUCAAAAGAAAUGUUGAUGAGAAAAAAGAGAUGUGACUGCGUUAAACCGCCAUCCUUCUCUGGAUUGGUGACUCCUAACUCCGUGGCCAUAAAUACUCAGCAUGUGUGGAGAAUGAAAGACAAGAAAGCAUCUUAAAUUAUAAGAACAUUAAAAAUGAUGAAAUUUUACAAUUAUUCAUGCACUCAUUUCAAACUGAAUGAAAUAUGUCUUUAUUUUAACCAUUAAUAAAUGAAUAAAUAAAGACUUACUUGGCAUUAGCCAUGACCUCAGCGACGGCUCUCCCUUUUAAUGCUGGUACCACCAUGCUCAGUCUGCAGGGAGAGGAAAGGUUAAAGGUCAAAGACAGGAAGUUUAAUAUGUACCAACAUUCAGGACAUCCGUUACCUUUUAUAUGCUGAGACAUGGUCCUUAUUCAAGAAAACCAGGAAUGCAGAGUGUCCGUUUUUCAUGAAAAUCUCAAUAGCAUUGUCCU